This is a messenger RNA of Emiliania huxleyi CCMP1516, 1569 nucleotides long. RefSeq lists its product as hypothetical. Gene Ontology annotation, biological process: proteolysis. Gene Ontology annotation, cellular component: extracellular matrix. Lineage: Eukaryota; Haptophyta; Isochrysidales; Noelaerhabdaceae. The transcript has 4 exons. Bases 1 to 1569 code for a protein of 522 amino acids. The record is from RefSeq and is a predicted model, not a curated record. Gene Ontology annotation, molecular function: oxidoreductase activity; metalloendopeptidase activity; zinc ion binding.
AUGACGCUGACUGUCAGCGUGUGGGACUCUGAUCGCGGCCAGGACGACCCACUUGGCUCUGCAACCUUUGAGCUUCAAUUGGAAAACGGGGUGCGCACAAUGACGCUUCCGCUCGAGCACGUGCCCGGUGGACGCGAGUCAACAGUCACAUUCACGUCGAGAGUCGAGCUGCCGCUCCGCCCGUCGCCCGAGCCCGAAGCCGAGGCCGUGACCGAGGCCGUGACCGCUGGCCCAGUCACGAGGAAGGAGAUCCGAAUGAUGAGCCCUGAAGAGCAACAGCGGUAUGCGGCGGCUGUCAAGAAGAUGAUGGAGAACACGAGCGGGCCGGAGAGCUCCGAAUUCUUCCGCCUGGCGGGAUACCACGGCUGGCCCGGCAACGGCGCCGAGCGAAACUACAGCUACUGCGAGCACCGUCAGGAGACCUUCCCGGGCUGGCACCGCGCGUACUUGAUAGCCUUUGAGCAGUCGCUGCGCGAUGCCGAUCGCGCGCUGGGCAACGACGGACACAUCGGUCUGCCGUAUUGGGACGUCCUUGCGCGGCCCGAGCUCAACGGCCAGGUCGUCCCGUCCAUUGUCAAGGAGCACUUUGGCAACGGGACCGCCGUGCCGCGCGCUCUCCUCGACGAGAGCUUACCGCCAGGCGGCGCGGCGCAUCAGCGCAAGCGGCUCUGGGAUGAGGGGUACGCCAUCGCCGACGACGCGGAUCUAAAGAGGACGAUCGAGAGCCAACGCCUCCCCGAAAAGAUUGGCGACGCGCUCUGGAUUCGCCAGCACUACCGCGCGGCCUCGACGUACGGCACCUCCAGCCGAGAUUCCGUGGAGACGCCGCAUGACCUCAUCCAUGUGCUCAGCGGCUUCCCGAUGAAGCGUACCUGGAGAACAACCCAGAUUCCCAACGCGAAUUUGAAGGCAAUCCCACCACCCGUGCUCAAGGGUGGAGGGCCGUCCUUCGCGCCGUCGAACGACUUUGAGGACGAGGACCAUGAGGUCGAUGACACGCCCACUUUCCCGCCCGGCUCGACGGUGACGUAUGCGGUGGAGGAGGCGCCCGGCUACCUGAACCGGGGAAUGCUGCUUAACGAGGUCGCCCAGUGCUUUGCAGCGUGGGCUGGUCCUACUGCGAGUGGGCUCGAGUUUGAGCGGCUGCCCGCGGAGCGCGCCGACGACGCGCAGCUCGUUAUCGGCUGGGCCGACCACUCCAAGGUCAACCAGAAGAAGUUUGACGGACCCGGCGGCCACCUCGCAGAGGCGAACGCUUCGAGCAUCGUGUUUGACUCGGCGGAGCGAUGGCUGCUGCACGGUGUGGGCUGGGAGAAGCUCGCUCGCUCCGAGGAGCCCAAGGGUGCGCCACCCAGCUUCUACCUUGCGCCCGUCCUCCUGCACGAGAUCGGCCACACUCUCGGGCUCACGCACUCUCACACUCCGACCGAGGUGAUGGCGCCGCAUUACGCAGCUGACAAGGUCAGUCUGGCGCCUGGCGACAAGUCGCGCGCCCGCCUAGCAUACAGCGUGCCCGAACCCGACGAAAGCAAUCUAACACCACCACCGGAGCCGGCGCUUCCGGCUUGA